UAACACAUCCAUCAUGACAACCAACCCCAACCUCCUCUUUGCUCUGGAAAACAUCUCCAAAACACCUGUCCAGACUUCUUCCAUUCCUACCACUGUCGCUACUCCACUUGGACCGCACAGAACUCUGGCACGCGCAAAGAUCCUCGCCAUGGCUGUAUCAACGGCGUCAAGAUCUCCACUGCGCUGGGCAUGUGCUGAGAGGAUUGACAGCAAAGUGCCAUGUACCGGAUGCAAAGGCACCGGAUUCGUGGGAGCUAGAUGCUCGGCUUGUGCCAUCGGAGCAGUUCUUGCACAGAGAGUGCUUGUCAAGGAGAUUGCUGCCGACGUCCUGGUUGAAGAUGGCAAGAGAGCAAAGAGUCGUCAAGAGCAGACCUCGACUACAAAAAUGACACUGAAACCGAAAGAAGCUUCAGCAGAGAAAGACAGUCGAGCGAGGGAGACGAUGGACGAGAAUGUGUCAGACGAGGAUGGCAAGACCUCUAAGGAACGA
This is a messenger RNA of Aureobasidium musti, 490 nucleotides long. The record is from the annotation of a GenBank genome assembly. NCBI's taxonomy places the organism in Eukaryota, Fungi, Ascomycota, Dothideomycetes, Dothideales, Saccotheciaceae.